Molecule: messenger RNA, 1368 nt
Organism: Chaetura pelagica (chimney swift)
Lineage: Eukaryota; Metazoa; Chordata; Aves; Apodiformes; Apodidae
Gene: TMEM130
Product: transmembrane protein 130
Exons: 8
Source: RefSeq, a predicted model, not a curated record
GGCCGCGCCGCCUCGGCGGCAGAGGAGUAUAGCCUGGAAAUAACCAACAAUGGCCCGAUCACAACAGGAGCUCAAGCUACUGUCCACGCCAGUCUAAGUAUGAAGAAUAACAGUGUUGCACCAAACUUGUAUCACUUUAACUGGAUUUAUGCUCCUCUGAUUCUGAUAGAGAAAUCUGAGCACCACUUGAACUCUGUGAUUAAUUUGGCUGGUGAAUUUCCUGGGACUUUUCCUGUAUCUGUUUGGGUGACUCACAGAAACUGUUGGUUGUGUCGGCCAGUUGCUAGAAAUGACACCCUGCUUCAGAUCACAGAAUUUAUCACAGGGAAUCUUACCAUUGCCCAGAUAGAAGACAGCAGAUUUAUCAGACAUGGUUCCAGUCCCUCCACAGGCACCAUGACCCGGAUUUCUUUCUGUCUUCAUGACCCAAGUCGUUACUUCAAGUCGGCAUCAUUUGUCUACAACUGGGAUUUUGGAGAUGGAGUUUAUCAGAUUACCAAGGAACCCUUUGUCUACUAUAACUGCUCUACCAUGGGGAAUCGCACAGUGCAUCUGAAAGUCAUAGCUGAAUGGGAGCAAGCUGGAAGCAUCAUACAUGAAAGAGAAACAGUGCAGAAAACUGGGGAUUUUAGCACUGCUUUGGAGCUGCUAGAUGCUGUUAGAAGUAUUAAUGUAGUGGGCUCCAGAGAGACUCACGUAAUGGAAAAUUUAAAUUUGACUCUUCAUAUCAACGGCACCCCGCCGCUGGCACUGUGCUGGCUUAUCAAGUCCGAGUGCAUUCCACUUGAAGGUGACAAAUGCCAUCUGGUGGUGAUUGACGGCUCCUGCUACAACCUCAGCCACACCUUCAGAGACGCCGGGCAGUACUGCCUCAGCGUCCGGGUGCAGAACGGCGCCACGAUGCUGCAGACCUACCAUGAAAUAAAAGUGUGGCCAACAGGGAUCCACCCAGUUCUCUUUGUCCUACUUUGCAUCGCUCUGGUUGCAGUGAUGGUAGGACUGGUGCUGUACAUGACCUUUCGAAGCAACACACAACAAAAAGAUCUCGUGGAGGUAGCGGACUUCGACUUUUCUCCACUGUCUGAUAAAAGCCUGUCUUCUCAUUCAGAGUCAGGCCGAAUGUGUUGCAGAUCAUGUUGCCUUCUGUCAUCUCAAGAAGCUGCCAGGGAGAGUCACGAACUGCUACAUUCUUUUUACAAGCCAGUCAAAACAUACACGGUGUGAAGAACACAAGUGCACUUUGGUUACACUGUCAAGUUUACCUUCUUCACUUAAGAUGAGUUAAAUGCCCAGUGCUGCAUGAAUGGUUUGGCUUUGCCAAUGCAAUGAGGUUAACCACUUUUAAGUCCAGCACUUGAGUGUUUCAUU